AUCUUUGACAGAGAUAGAGCAUCUGUUCCCGAGAAAGCAAGCUUUCACUGUGUGCUGGAGAGAAGUAGGCUGUUUCUACGUGCGUCGACGCGCAUCGCAAUACAUUCAAUACAAUUCAUUCGCGUGCUUCUGCGGUGAUCCUCCUGAGGUUUCGCCAUGGCGAGAAGGAGUUUUUCCACCAAGAAAUCUUUGAGGAAUUUGUUUUCUAAAAGUGAAGCGAAUCUCAAAGAGUCGGUGGAGAAAGAUGACAGCGGCAAAGGAAUUCUCAGAUCAUUUAAAUGGAAGUCAAAGAAAUCGGAGAGUGCAGAGGAGAGCCUAAAGGCUGCAAGAACUGAGUCUGAGACACUGGAAGCUGGCGACAGUGAAACUCAAGAUGAUGAGAAGUGGACUAAACGCAGGACUUCUCUGUUUGGCACCGUUCUUAGGUCAAAGAAAGUGCAACACAGUUACUCAGAGAGUGAUCUUCAUAAAACCAAGGGCUUUAAUAUAUCCUUAUCCUGGAAGAAGAAGAAGAAGAAAAGAGAUCAAACCCAGGAUCUUCCGAGCAAUAGUGGCAUCUCAGGAGUCAAGGAUCAUAUCAGUGAACAAGAAGAAUUUGACAACCAGGUAGACACAGAAGAAAAUCAGGUUGGUUCUGCACCAGAUACCUCCAGUACUUCUGGCCAGUCCCAGUCCCAGGAUGUCCUGAGUGACGUGUCUACGCUUAAUAAGGAGGAUGCAGGUUUUAUGCCUUCAGAUCUGGACAGUACAUCAAUACCAUAUAUCGACUCUUCACAGUCUGAUAGUGAUGUUUACCAGACACCCCCAGAUAGCCCAUCUGCUAAUAAAUAUGCUCAGUACUCCAGCUCUCAGCACUCCCACUCUGAGUGUAACAUCACUGACUCAUUCAGUUCUGUUCCUGAUCUGGAAACUACAGCAAGUACUGACCCAUGCACAGUCCAUAAUUCAAACGUAGAUCUGAACCCAAGUGGUGUCUCUUUAAGGGAUGGUCAUUCUUUCUCUGAUUUCGAACUAUCUAAAUCAGGAAUAUCAACAGAUGUUGAGAUCAACACAGUCGCUAGAUACGUUACUCCUAUCAAAGAUGAGAAUGUUUUUCAAAAAGAGUCACACCUGCAAUGUGAAGAAUCAGAUGAUGUAACCUCUGCCGUCCUCUCUAUUCACCAGAGUUCCACCUCUUUCAUCCCUAAGAGUUCCAUUCAUGAAACAUCAGCAUCUUGCAUUCCACAGACAUCCCAAAGUUUCAUCUCUUCCACCACUCAAAGUUUUGACUCUUCCAUCCCUCACAAUUCCACCUCUGAUAUCCUUGAUGGUUUCACUUCAAACCGUUCUUUCACCAGCUUGAACUCAUAUUCUGCUGAAACCCUUCUAGAACAUUCCUCCAGUCUUCCACCUUACAUUGUAUCUACUGAGGCAGAUGAUUCUCAAACCAACACUGCAAAUAACAGAAACAUGUCUGCCAGCGACGAUGACACUGACCCUUCCAGUGCUGAUACUGUUUCAGCCAUGCCAGAUGUGAUUGUGUCUAGCACUUUGCCGUCCUCCAAAAUCACAAAGAGUUUGGAGGCUGAUACUGAUAAAAACCCAAUUUUAUCUCUCUCCAAUACUGAUUUUUCUGAAAGUGAUUUAAGCUCAGUACCUCAGAGUAUACCCACAAUCGAUGUAUAUGCCACUUCUGAAUCAAGUUUACUGAAACAAUCUCACCCUCAAAAUAAUUGUGAGACCAUUUCAAUGGAAUCCUAUGAAAACAACAAUUACUCUUCCUUGACAUAUGCCACUGACUCAGAGAAUCCUUUUCCUGCUGAACCUGUCCUUCUUGAGAAUGAUUCAAAUGUUUCUUUACCUCAGUCAGCUGUGUCGAGCACCUACACCAUCAUUAAGUCAACUGUAACCUUUAACCUUUCAGGUCCUUCAGACCUCAUCAACCCUGACCAUUCUCAAAGAGCCCUCUCUAACUAUAUCUCCUAUUCAGAUCUGGAAACCCGAGACCAAAUAAGCCAGGAGAGUGACCAAGCUAAACUGGCAAACUCUUCAGAAACUUCCUCAGAUUUCCCGGACAGUGGUAUCUCCAGCACAUUGACCUCUGAAGUCUCAACUGCCUACUUAAUUCAUUCUCUUCAUUCUCUUUACUUAGAUGUUUCAGACCAGGUAGACACACAAGAGUAUAAAGAUCCUGAGGAGGAUGUUCAGGGGGCAUCUAGUCAAGAAUGUCACGAGUUAAUUGACCAGGAUGAUACCACAGCAGUUCUGACUACUAGAAAUUACCUUCAGAACAAAUUUGGACCGGACGUGGAGGAAGGAAGUGGCUUAGAUGACAUUUAUAAUGAACAUCAUGAUGUUACAGUUCUUCAAGACUAUGAACCAGAUCAGAUGACAGAAGUACAGGCUGAAUCAGCAGCAGAGAUGCCUGAAAAGAAGAAAGAUGGACAAGAAUUUGAAGAAGAAAUUAAACUAGGAGAUGAAAAAUAUGUAGUUCCAUCAAAUCAAGAAGCAGAGCAAAUCAUGGAUGUUUUACCACAACAGCAAAUUAUAUAUUACAAUUUUUCUGAAAAAUAUGAGGUGGUUAAAGAAAAGAAAGAUGAAAUGCAACAUGUCCAAAGCACAAGAGAUGCAUCUGCAAUGCGAGCAGAGGUGUGUGGAGGCACUAAAAUGUUGACAGGUCAAGCUGAGCAGCAGAUUCACCAUCUCGCCCCACUAAAACCAGCCCUUCCAGUCGAUCCAGACUGUAGCCCUCAAGAAUGCACUUCGGCUCCUCCCUUCUCUGAUCCAGAGAAGGUAUCGCUUGCAGAUUCAAGAAUGGAAACACACAGUCACCUGGAGAUUUGUCUCCACCCCUUGGCCCCGCAGCAGUCAAGCGAAGAGAUAACAAUACUGGAGGACACGGCAAGGUGCAAAUACCAAACAAGCGCCGAUAACCACGCUGAGAGGGAGGAAUACACCAGCAGUGAAGAGACUGAGGAUAUAGCCACAUUUCUCCCAGGAACACAGGACAGUGAAAGUCAAGAACAAGAGACCUUCAGACACAACAGAGACACAAGCUACAAACAGGGAGAGGUGACAGUGACAAAGAUAAAGUCAGCCAGAGAUAAUAUCACUCACAGUAACUGGGUACAAAUCAGUGAAAGUACACCAGACAACAGAAGGGAAAACAAAGAUUCGACAGAAGUUGGCGCCAUUCUUGAACAGCUACCUUCAAGAGGCUUAAUACCAGGUGAAAGGUCCUUGCAUGCAUCCACUGUUCUCGGUACAGUGAUUGAAGAGUCAGAAGCAGAGAACCAAGUGGAAACUGAGCCUGGAUCUGAUAUAGACAUGAACUCUGGUGUUGCGGUGUUAAGUACAAAGCUCAGUCGGCCAUCAUCUUCUCGAGAGGGCAGAGAGGAUACCAUGGUGGUCCGCAAAGUGUCCCUAGUCAGCACUGACAAAGAGGGCAGCUUUGGAGACUAUGAAAGUCCAUUGGACGGCAUGAGGUUUAAAGAUCGGUCAGAACCAAGCAAAGCCAGUCCUGAGCUUGAGAGAAGGUGGAAAAGUCUCCAUUCUAACUCUGAGGAACAGCAGUCCAGCUUCACGGAGCGUUCAGACUACACGUUCACUGAUAGCACAUACCUGCGUUCCUCUCAACUGUCCCCCAGCUAUGAAAGAGGAGUCUACACGUCUCAUUUUCGCUCUCCCGAGACCCAGCCUACUGCUUUUUCCUCAGAGAGUGACGGUAGCCUUGACAACAGUAACUGGAAAGUUGGGGAGAGCGAAGUUCAUCAGAGUAGUGAGAGUUACACUAGUGGGAGGAGCAGGGUGGAGCUUAGUUUACCUGUAGCAAGAGAGAGCGAGGGAGAGCAGGAGAUAAGAAAAACAGUCUUUGACUCACAGGCACAUUUCGAUUCCCGUUUGAUGAUCGUGGAGGCAGAUGACUACUCCUUUGAUGUUUUCCAAGCUACGCGGGUAGACCUGAUUCCCUCACCUACUAGCCCUGAGCCUGAGCCUAUUUCUUCCUCAUCCUUCUCAGAAAUGGACAACCUGGUAGACACUCUCAAGAGCAUGGAGCGACCGGUCCGGCAAAGGGUUCAACGCACACCAUCCAACACUCCCUUCUCUUCACUGCCACCUAUCGAAGAGGAUGCACCAAUCUCAUCCCCUUCUCCACUCUCUCCUCGUACCCCAAUCUCACCUAUUACUGAACCAAAGUUGUUGAAUGGGGUUUCUAGUUUGCCUUUGGACAUUGGCCUUAACUGGAGUGCUCCCAAAGACAUGCGUUCUCCAUUGACCAUGAUGAAAGAACAGCAUCUCGGAGAGACCCAAAAUCGCGGGCUCUCCCUGCCUCUCCGCGCUUCGGCCCUCAACAGCAUCGUCAUGCGAAGAAGCUCCCUUAACGAUCUGAGUCCUGAAGAAAGCUCUACUAAAGGACUCGUGAAUGGAGGCUCAUCUCGCCUGGAAAACAGCUUCUUCUUCCAGCCAACUGAGAACGGCAAGUCCUCAAACCGCUCCAUCUUUCGUGCAGCCUCUCUUCCUGAGAUCAGUCCCAGUCACGAGCGGAUAAGCUCAGCCACCAAGGGAUCCGACGCCUUGCUCGGUUCCCGUUUCGAGCGCUUCUCGUUCCUCACAUCUCCAUCAAAUUCCCUCAGUGGGAUCGCUGAAACUUCUCGAAUUAGCGUGGCUCCAUCUGUUCAACCCAACUCACAAGAUGCCUCCAGUUUUGAUCACAAGUCCACUAUGGAACUUUACCGCUCUCUUCCCUCCGAAACGCUCCUCAAGAACUCUCAACCUUUGAGUCUUCAGCGCAGCAGUAGUCUAGAUGGAGGACUUCUAAUCAAUGAUACCAUGAGCUUCCAAGUGGACAAAAAGCAAGAACCAGAGCGGAACUUACUCCUCAAAUACAGAGCCUUCCCUGAUGCUUAUCUCACAAAAGAAAAGGAGCAUGGCAAGCUCAAUCCUCGACCUGGGAAGAUGUUAAUCUAUGACAAGCCUGGAAUGACCGGUGAGAGAAUUGAAGUGCGUGGUGAUGUUGUGGACGCCACACCAUGGGAGUUUACAGGCACUAUAUCAAUCAGAGUGAUCAGAGGAGGUUGGGUGUUGUAUGAAAAGCCAGAUUUCAAAGGGGAAAAGGUUGCUCUGGAUGAGGGCGACAUUGAGCUGACAAAUCCAUUUGGACCACAAGAUGAAGAAAUGCUCGAUCAGCAGAACGGAACAACACAGGAUCACGAGGAAGAGGAACACGAGUCCAGGCCUCAGCUAAAGAAGAAGUUCGUCAUCGGAUCCAUACGGCGAGCAGUGAGAGAUUACAGCGUUCCUGAAAUCAGCCUUUUCCCAGAAGAAAAUGCAGAAGGCAAGAAGGUCACAUUCAGAGACACGUCAGAAGACUCCAGAAUUUUUGGCUUCCCAGUCAGAGCAAACUCCAUCAUCAUCAAUGCUGGACUAUGGUUGGUGUUUGCGGAGCCCUUCUUUCAGGGUGUCCCGCGCGUGCUUGAAGUCGGGGGAUUCUCCACCCCAGCCUCUUGGGGCGUCACACAUCCGUAUGUGGGCUCCCUACACCCGCUUAAAAUAGGGGAACCUAGAGUAGAGAACCUCUAUGAGCCAAAAAUUGUGCUCUAUGAAAAGCCAUAUUUCACUGGCAAAAGUAGAGAAAUCUACACCAGCAUGAGAGAUUUCCUGUCAAGAGUGGACAAGCAGCAAUCAUUGUUUAUGUUCAGUGCAGGAUCCCUUAAAGUUAUUGGAGGCUGCUGGGUCGGCUAUGAGAAGGAGGGUUUCCGUGGUUACCAGUAUCUUCUGGAGGAGGGAGAGUAUCAUGACUGGCGGGUGUGGGGAGGAGUGAAUUCAGAGCUGCGCUGUCUGUGCAUUUUUGGAAUUAAACCUUUUAUUUUCAUUUUAAUCUUUGCUGCGUCAUCAAAGCUGUAA
Messenger RNA from Puntigrus tetrazona (Sumatra barb), 5883 nucleotides. It is a transcript of the gene crybg2, whose product is annotated as crystallin beta-gamma domain containing 2. The record is from RefSeq and is a predicted model, not a curated record. The transcript is spliced from 12 exons. NCBI's taxonomy places the organism in Eukaryota, Metazoa, Chordata, Actinopteri, Cypriniformes, Cyprinidae. Bases 157 to 5883 code for a protein of 1908 amino acids.